AUGUCCACGCCUGCGGACAUCCGGAGAAAUAUUCAUGAUAGUUUAUUUUGUGAUUUAAAAUUCAAAAAUAUAUGUGUUGAUUUAAUCCCAUCAAAACAAAUUAAUAAUUCUAUAGCAUUUCAACUUCAGAAUGAUAUUGACGAUUUUAUUCGAAAUUUGAUCUUAUCUAUUUCAAAAUAUGAUCCAAAAUUGGAAUUUUCAUGUUCACCAAUCGCUACUCGUGAUCAAGUGACAAAACAAAUUCGUCGCCAAACAUACGGUCUCAUUUGGACAUCUAUUCGUAAACCUGGUAUUUGUCAACUUAUUCCCGAUGGAACGGCAACUGCUUGUAUUCAAGUACUUCAUUCACCACCGACAUGGUCUCGUUACGAUACAGAUAUUCUGUUGAUUCCCCUCAAACGAAAAACAUUUCUUAACGGUUUAAUGUUACGGGAUGAGUUUCUACGUUCUCUAACUGUCAUAUUAAAACGUGACUAUAUGGAAAAUGAUGAUAAUAAAUCUAUUUAUGAAUAUAAAGGUGUUGAAUUCACGCGAAAUAGUAUACAAAUUGUGUUUUCUGGUAGAGCAAAUAGUGAUCAAGCAAAUUUAACAUUAGUCGUUUCUCUCUUAAUCUUACUCGAAUUCGAUGAAAAAACAACAUUUUUCGAUGAAGCAUAUAAAGCACUUGCCUAUCAUGAACCAUUUCGAGAUUAUCUAGCGACAAGUACAGAUGUAAAUUGUACACGAUUAACUGCCCUUAAUCCACUAAAAUUCAUCUACGAUUAUAAUGUUUUUGAAACACGAUCUACAACUUCUGAUGAGCUGGCAGUUAAUGGUAAUCUUGGAUUUAUCUUAACAGCAUUUAUGCAAUUACGAAAACAAUGGAGUCGAUAUUUGCCUCGUGCAACGAAGUAUGCAACAGAAUCAACAAAAACGAAUGAUAAGCGUCGUCAAUCCGCGUGUUCUGUUGCAUCCCUUCGAUCAAAUACUUCUGUAACAUCAAAUCUUUAUCGACAUAUGACUGCUAAAAGAUCAUUAACAUCAGAAAUUGAAUUAUCAUUUGAAAUUAUAUUUUCAAUUCAAAUGUUACGCGUAUUAUUCUUCAAGAUAUGUUGUACGUAUCAUCAUUUUCCAAGUGAUCGUGAUGCAGCUGUUUCGUUUGCAAUUGAAAAAGGUCUUCAUGUAAUCUCCGAAAGUUUGGAAAGCGGUUAUCUAGAACAUCCGUUUUAUAAAGGAGUGAAUAUUAUCCCCGAUGCGUGGAUAACAUAUGAUAUUGUGGUAAAAGUAGGCAUUAUGAAAUUGAUUAAAGAAAUGCAACGAGAAUGGAAACGAGGACGAUUAAUCAAAUAA
This is a messenger RNA of Didymodactylos carnosus, 1329 nucleotides long. Lineage: Eukaryota; Metazoa; Rotifera; Eurotatoria; Philodinida; Philodinidae. The record is from the annotation of a GenBank genome assembly.